AUGUCUGAACAGAUUACAGCCUGGAUCAGAAGAGUUGCUGCUCUCAAUGAUGCUGAUUUGGACGAAGAGCUCAAUUUGAUCAACAAGAAUUCACUUAAUGCAUUCGCUAGGGCAAUCAGUCGCACACGUCGUCCCGAAUUGGACUCUCAUAUUCACAGAAAUGGUGCGUAUGAACCACAUCCCCACGCAGAUACAAUCAAUUUGUUGCUUUCUAUUGGAGAGAAUGUACUGUCUGCGAUCAAUUCGGAAACACCAGUUAGCCCUGUUCCUUACGCAGUCAGUCCUUAUAUGGAUGUCAAUGCCAGAAUCAAGAUCUUGACCUGA
Molecule: messenger RNA, 324 nt
Organism: Batrachochytrium dendrobatidis JAM81
Lineage: Eukaryota; Fungi; Chytridiomycota; Chytridiomycetes; Rhizophydiales
Exons: 1
Coding region: 1-324 (107 amino acids)
Source: RefSeq, a predicted model, not a curated record